Messenger RNA from Rhopilema esculentum, 1156 nucleotides. The record is from RefSeq and is a predicted model, not a curated record. Lineage: Eukaryota; Metazoa; Cnidaria; Scyphozoa; Rhizostomeae; Rhizostomatidae.
UUUGUCAUUAUGUCUUGACAAAGUGUGUUUUGCUUGGACAAAUUUUCUCAUUAUGACAGCGUUCUAUUUCAGAAUCAUCUGCGGGAGUUGAGGCAGUUAUAGAAGCCAUGACAUGUAAAAGCAAGGACGAAGCUAAGAAGGCCUUUGAAGCAUGGAUAAAUACAGAAGAGGAUAAACAUAAAGAUGUAAAAACGAAGAAGUUACAAGUUGUUUGUCCAGUUAAAGGUAGUAACAAGAAAGUGGUUGACCUGAUACGCCAUUUGACGAUAUUGCAUGGUUGGGAUACAGCGGAAGCAAAGGUUGCUUGGGGAAAGUUUGGACUGAGGAAGCAAAGACUUUUGAAAAAAGGUCGUGUUCUAAAAAACUAUACAAAGAUGGUGUGUCCUGUCAGCUCCUGUCGGCAAGUUGUUAAGAGACUUCGUAACCAUUUAUCGCAAACCCACAAAAUUAGAGACAAAAUUAAUCUGGAAAGUAUUAUGUCUGCUGCUGUAGUGUUCAAAGACACGGAGGUGGCUGGCUUGGAGGAAACUGCAGAACCUUCUAGUUUUCUUGGAAAUAGAGAAAACAGAGAAAGGGUGGUAGAAAUACCUUUGAGCCCUCAAGAAGGUGUCAGUGAUGAUGCCUCAAGUGUUAUCAGUGAACACGAUGAGCCAAUGGAUGAUAAGGUAGAGUCUAUGUCUGAUAGAAUAGUAUUUAAUAAUUUGAAAAGAUGGUUAAUGUCAAUAGAUGGAGGGCUGAAAAAGAAAGAGAUGCUGCACUUCAUGUUGCCCAGCUGAAGAGAAUCAUUAAUCAUGUAGACUUGGAUGAUUCAAAUGGGGACAAUGUUCUUGUUCUCUUUGAUGCAAACGAGCUCAACGAGAAAUGGCUGGCUCUAUUUCAGAAUGAAAAGAAACCUGGAACUGUUAAAGCAUAUUUGCAUUCGUUGCUCCAUUUUUAUGACUUUGUGAUUGCGAUUCCUGCAGCUUUUGAAUUACCACAAGAAGAAAUUAGAAAAAGUUAAAACGAGAGUUAACUACUGGUCCAAAGCAGUUGACAAAGAUGUGUGCAAGAGGAAGUGGCAGAAGAAAGAGGAAGAGGUUAAGAGGCUAGCAACAACAGAUGACUUCGUUGAUUUGAUAAAUCGGAGCCAGUUUGCAGGGCAAUAAAAAUCUUAUUC